UAACUUACGUGGUGAUAAUUUGGAGAGAUCGUUGCAUUCAGCCCGUGGUCACUGUAGGAGUGAUAAGUGUUCUUGGUGUGAAAUGGCUUCGAUUGGAUUCAAAACCAGUUUACUUUUAGUUGUUUUAUUAAAAAUCUGCUGUGGAAGAAAUGUUCAACAUGAAUGGGAUCCUAAAGGCUACGUAAUGUACUGUCCUUGUAUGGGCCGAUUCUCAGGACAGACGGAACAGUUCCUUGGAGCUCUUUCUUUUGCUAAAGGCAUUAAUAGAGUCCUUGUCAUUCCUCCCUAUAUUAAUUAUCCUUGCGGAAGAAAACACCAUGGGCAUGGUAUCAGCCUUCCCACACAUCUUCAACCAAAUAUAUAUGUUCCAUUUGAUAAUUAUUUCAAUCUGGACAAAGUGAAGGAGUAUCACCCUGAUGUGAUUCUAAUGCAUGAUUUUAUGGAUAACCUAGCACCAGUAAACUGGGCGCCUGGUCAGCGUUUUGCUUACUGCUCGUCAAGGGCUGCCGAGUUCAAUGAGGGCGCUUGUCCAAGGUCUGGAAAUCCAUUCUCCGAGUUCUGGGACCAUUUUGACAUCAAAUUUGAUGACUCCUUAAUCUGGGAAGGAGACCUGCAUUUUAAUGUUGAAUAUGAACCAUGGAAAGAGAACUGGGAAAAAGAAUAUCCACCUUCUAAGUACCCAGUAAUAGCUUUCAUGAGUGCCCCUGCUAUCAGUCCACUUUCUGAUGUCCCUGCUGGACUACAAGAGUACUUGGAGUGGCAACCAAGAAUAGCAGAAGAAGGAGAGAAACACAUCGCAGAGCACCUGCAAAGACCCUAUGUUGGAAUUCAUCUUAGAAAUGGUGCUGAUUGGGUCCGUACUUGUGAAUUGGCUGAUGGCUCAUACCACCAACUCAUGUCAUCUAGGCAAUGUACCGGUGUUCGCCAUGACAACUCGGCUCCAAUCACCAUGGAGAUGUGCAUCCAGUCGGAGGAACAAGUCAUUAAGGAACUGAAGUAUAUUGUCAGAAAGGAGCAACCUAAAACAAUCUUCGUUGCCACUGAUCAUGAACCCAUGGUUGACGAGUUAACAGAGGCUUUCCCAGAAAUCGAAGUUAAGCAUCUUGACCCAGAAAAACCAGAGAUUGAUAUGUAUAUUCUUAGCCAAUCUGAUCACUUCGUUGGUAACUGUGUCUCUGCCUUCUCUCACUACGUCAGACGUGAACGCGAUGUCGGUGGUAAAAUUGCUACAUACUUCGGUUGGAAGGGCAAUUACCAUGAUGAGCUUUAGAUGUUAAAAAUAUAUAAAUUAAGUUUUUAAUAGUAGUCUGUAAAAUUUGGUAAAAAAUUGAGGGAAAGUUCCUACAUUUGGCAACAUUGGUUUAUUACAUGGAUGCAUGGAGGACUGUAGAUACACACUGUAGGAUCAAACUCAUAAUUCACAUUUUUCAAAGGUCAUAAUUUGAUUAAAUUAGGGUUUUGUUGUUUUUAACACCUUGAAUAUCAUGUACUAUGAUGGGGGAUAAAGCCAUCUGAUAUAAGCAUUGUUUUUGUAGGAAAUUGUGUAGUUUUGGGGGUGUAUUCUUCUUGUAUAUUUAUGAUUGUUUUUAUAGGCCAAAUUACUUUCAUAAGAAAAUAAAAAGAUGUAAGAAA
Messenger RNA from Anneissia japonica, 1632 nucleotides. RefSeq names its product GDP-fucose protein O-fucosyltransferase 1-like. The record is from RefSeq and is a predicted model, not a curated record. Gene Ontology annotation, molecular function: peptide-O-fucosyltransferase activity. The transcript has 7 exons. Gene Ontology annotation, biological process: regulation of Notch signaling pathway; protein O-linked glycosylation via fucose; Notch signaling pathway. NCBI's taxonomy places the organism in Eukaryota, Metazoa, Echinodermata, Crinoidea, Comatulida, Comatulidae. Bases 83 to 1270 code for a protein of 395 amino acids. Gene Ontology annotation, cellular component: endoplasmic reticulum.